Molecule: messenger RNA, 2940 nt
Organism: Astyanax mexicanus (Mexican tetra)
Lineage: Eukaryota; Metazoa; Chordata; Actinopteri; Characiformes; Acestrorhamphidae
Gene: six1a
Product: SIX homeobox 1a
Exons: 2
Coding region: 1943-2776 (277 amino acids)
Biological process (GO): regulation of transcription by RNA polymerase II
Cellular component (GO): transcription regulator complex; nucleus
Molecular function (GO): DNA-binding transcription factor activity, RNA polymerase II-specific; RNA polymerase II cis-regulatory region sequence-specific DNA binding
Source: RefSeq, a predicted model, not a curated record
ACACACUCUGGCCGAGAGACGGACAGCGUCCAGCAUCAGAAGGAACAGAGCAGCACACACACUCCUCACAGCAUCAGGAGGAACAGAGUGGCACACACACUCUUCACAGCAUCUGGAGGGACAGAGUGGCACACACACUCUUCACAGCAUCUGAAGGGACAGAGUGACACACACAGACUCUUUGCAGCAUCUGGAGGGACAGAGCGGCACACACACUUCUCACAGCAUCUGGAUUCACAGAAAGGCACGCACACGCCUCACAGCAUCCAGAGGAACAGAGCGGCACACACACUCUUCACAGCAUUUGGAGGGACAGAGCGGCACACACACUCUUCACAGCAUCUGGAGGGACAGAGCGGCACACACACUCUUCACAGCAUCUGGAGGGACAGAGCGGCACACACACUCUUCACAGCAUCUGGAGGGACAGAGCGGCACACACACUCUUCACAGCAUCUGGAGGGACAGAGCGGCACACACGCCUCACAGCAUUCAGAGUAACAGAGCGGCGCACACACUCCUUAGAGCAUCUGGAUUCACAGAGUGGCAUACACACUCCUCAGAGCAUCUGGAUUCACAGCAUCCAGAGGAACAGAGCAUCACACACUCCUCACAGAACCUGAAUGGAUAGAGUGGCCCACACACUCCUUACAGCGCCUGGAGGGACAAAGUAGGACACACACUCUCCGCUGUGGCAGGGCUUGGAGGAAUAAUUACUGUGUAAGAACAGCCACACUAAUCCAACACUGCCUUACCUUCUAAAGUACUGCAAAACCUAUUGAUUAAAAAAAGUAAAGAGUAGUAAUAACUGAGAAAUUAACAAUAACAAUUUACUUGCUGUUUACAAACUGAAAAAGUUAUUUAUAAAUAAAUAAAUUAUGACUGUGCAAUAAACCCUAAAGUUUAUAACUGAGUAAUAAACCAUGAAAGUAAUUUAAAACAUUAAUAAUACAAUAAUAAUAAGUAACAAACCUUAAUGAUUAUAACUGAAAACCUGUUGUUCAUGACUGGGUAAUAAACCUUGAGAAUUAUAACUGAUCUUAAAUCUUAAUGGUUAUAAAGGAGUAACUACAAUACAUAUAAUACAACAAUAAUAUUAUUAAUUAUUAAUUAUAACCUAGUAAUAACUAUAAAUAUGAAUAACUGAGCAUUAAAAUACUAAUAAUAACUAAUUACCUGUAUUAGUAAGAAAUAAUAAACUGAAAAAAAUAAUAAUAAUAAUACUUAAAAAAUCUGCACUAAACCUUAAUGCUUAUAGUUAAACAAUAAACGUUUUAUAUAUGUUAAUAAACUGAGGAAUAAACAAUAUUGUUAACUGAGGUAAAAAGUUUAUUAAUUAAAAGUAAAUAUAAUAAAAUUAGCAUUAUUAUUGUAAUAGUUUCACUCGUGUUAGUUAUAGGAUAAUAAUUAUUCAUUUGAACUUAACACUUAUUGUUUAUUUGUUGCUGUACAGUUUAUACUAUUUUAUACAAAUCUGAGGAUAUAAAUCACAGCAUGUUACUUGUAUUAUACUGUAUAGUUUUGAUAACAUAGAAAGUUAAUUGAAAUCAAUUUAAUGAAUAGUUUUGAAUUAUUGUAUAUUUUUUAGCUAGUUCUAGGGUUAGUGGGUAAUAUGUCUUAACAUUAAGAACUGAACAAUAGUUCUGCAUUUUAAACACAAUAUUAUUUAAUAGCUACUGUAUAAACCUAUGUAAUUUAGUAAAACAGCAUUAGUUACUUAAUAGUAACUAAAUGCACAUAUGUAAUAUAUACUAUAUAAUUCAUUAAUAACACAUUUAUUUUAUGGUAGUUACUAUUUCACUGAUAUUAGGUAUACUGAAUACAAGUAAUAAGUCUUAAGACUUUAAGCAGAUCUCCUAAGACGGAAAAGGGGCUUCACUCUGGAAGGAAUACCGUACCCCGGUCUUCAGGGAGCUUCAGGCUGGUAGGACUUCAGGACAGCAUGUCCAUCUCCUCGUCCUUCGGCUUCACGCAGGAGCAGGUGGCGUGUGUGUGCGAGGUCCUGCAGCAGGGUGGUAACCUGGAGCGCCUGGGCCGCUUCCUGUGGUCCCUCCCGGCCUGCGAGCACCUCCACAAGAACGAGUCGGUGCUGAAGGCCAAGGCCAUGGUGGCGUUCCACCGGGGAAACUUCCGGGAGCUCUACAAGAUCCUGGAGGGCCACCAGUUCUCCACACACAACCACGGCAAGCUGCAGCAGCUGUGGCUGCGGGCGCACUACGCCGAGGCGGAGAGGCUGCGGGGCCGGCCACUGGGCGCCGUGGGGAAGUACCGCGUCCGCCGGAAGUUCCCCCUGCCCAGGACCAUCUGGGACGGCGAGGAGACCAGCUACUGCUUCAAGGAGAAGUCCAGGAGUGUGCUGAGGGACUGGUACACCCACAACCCGUACCCCUCGCCCCGGGAGAAGAGGGAGCUGGCACAGGCCACUGGCCUCAGCACCACACAGGUCAGCAACUGGUUCAAAAACAGGAGGCAGAGGGACCGGGCGGCCGAGGCCAAGGAGAGGGAGAGCAGACCGAGGCGCCUCUCUCCGCUGGAUGGAGAAGGGAAGUCCCUGAUGUCCAGCUCAGAGGAGGACUUCUCCCCGCCGCCGAGCCCACGGCACACACACCCUCACACACACACUCCCCAUCCCACCGCUCUCAGCUUCCUCCGGGGGGACGGCAUUCACCCUGCGGCCUGCCUCGGGGUCCUGCAGCAGCAGCAGGGUCAUCCUGUCCAGCUCCAGGACUCUUUACUCGGACCUCUGGCGUCCAGCCUGGCGGAGCUGAGCUCCUAGAACCCUCUGAGCUCUGCAGCAGAACAGAACAAUGAACAAUCCAGCUCCAGGGCAAAUGCAAUACACACACACACACACACACACACACUCAAUUCUGACCCUGUUCUAUAAUUUAUCUAUUGAUAAGAGUGAACAUUAAGAAUAAACUGUGUAAAAGUAAAAAA